AUGUACGAAGUUAUGGCUGAUGACAGCCUACCUGCUGUCGACUUCAUUGACCGCAGGGGGCUCAUUCUCGAUUCGGAGCGCAAGUCUGUCACCAACAUUAACCCCAAAGGCUUCUUCAUACGGCAUCCCCCUGCACCCCAAGAACUUAAUGAGGAUCUGACACCGGAAUCAAAGUUAUUCCAGACCAUUCACAUGGGAGCCGCCGUCGUGGAUACCGGGCGCUGGAAGCUCAUCGUAGACGGGCUUGUUGAGCGCCCUUUUUCCACCAAUCUCGAUCAAUUACGAAAGAUGCCGUCCGAGACAGUCACCUCUUUCCAUGAAUGCUACGGCAGCCCCAUAAAUCCUCCUACGAAGAAUGUUUGGCGCAUUGGCAAUGUCAAAUGGACGGGCGUCCCGCUGCAUUAUCUGCUGUCCAUUGCUCGGCCAGAUCUUGAGCGAGGACUGUUUGUUUGGUCCGAUGGGCUGGACUCUGGCGAAUUUGCCGGCGUCUCAGCCGAAAGGUACCAAAAGGACUUACCCAUCAAGAAAGCUUUAUCAUGCGAAGUUCUUGUUGCUUACGAAAUGAAUGGCCAACCGUUGACUAAGGAGCGCGGUGGACCAGUGAGGUUAGUUGUUCCAGGAUGGUUUGGGACGAAUUCCACAAAGUGGUUGUGUCGAUUAUCUGUGCAGGCAACAAGAUCGAAAGGGCCAUUUACUACUAUCUUUUAUAAUGAGCUUGAUCCAACGGACUCCGAAGGGGUCCGGAAAAGACCCGUUUGGAGUGUUGAGCCAAAUUCGAUGAUUGUCCGCCCUCGUCCGGACGAUGUAAUUGUCGGCCUCGGGUACAUUGAGGGCUGGGGGCGCGCAUGGGGGGCAGACGAGAUUGUGAGGGUUGAAGUCAGUCUCGAUGGAGACAGUUGGGAUGAGGCAAUUGUGUCACCACGGAAACAGUUUGAGUGGCAGCUAUUCUCCUUUCAAGUGGAAGUUCACCGAACCGGGAGACAUCACAUUCGAGCAAGGGCCACAGAUAAAUCUGGUGCACAGCAGCCACUAACUGGAAGGAGAAAUCAUGUUCCAACUGUUCAGAUCUGGGUACAAUCUAAUGUCCCCUAG
Messenger RNA from Aspergillus tubingensis, 1092 nucleotides. Its product is annotated as sulfite reductase. Gene Ontology annotation, molecular function: molybdenum ion binding; oxidoreductase activity. The transcript has a single exon. Bases 1 to 1092 code for a protein of 363 amino acids. Lineage: Eukaryota; Fungi; Ascomycota; Eurotiomycetes; Eurotiales; Aspergillaceae. The record is from RefSeq and is a predicted model, not a curated record. Gene Ontology annotation, cellular component: mitochondrion.